UGACAGGGGCCCUUCACCCGUUUUCUUACCUCUGUUUGGCGCGUAUAUUUGAAGAUGGAGCUGAACGCCCUGGAAUUGUUGAAAUUAACAGAUGUAUCAAAAGCUUGGGUGGACGCGGUAUGGGAAGCGGAAUUCUGUGAGACAGAACAACUGGACGCUGUUAUUGUGGAAAAAAUAACAGAAGGAGGAACAAAUGUUUUCAAAACUGUACACACUGAACUGCUGCCGUUUGCAAACGACACAACAGGAAAUACACAGAAUGUCUGGAUCUUGUUGAAAGAAAAUGACAUCUCCGUCAAAACUCUUGUGGCAGUCAUGUCCCAUUUCAUCCUUGAGGGAAAGUCAACAAACUCUAACUUGGAGGAGAGGCUGCAUGCGCUGCAAGCAGCUUCGCUUUACCUACUGCUGUUGAGGAUUCCAGGUAGUGUAGCCAAUCAAGUUUUUCACCAAAUUCUGUUUGAGAGCUCCCUUGGACUCAUCCAGAAAUGUUGGCCAAAAGACUCGUCUGGAAAGAAACGCAAGAAAGACCCCCCAAGUAACUCCCAAGGCAAACCAAAGGGACGGAAACGUGCCAAGCCUCAGAAAAAGAACCAAAAAAAGAUGGAUGAUGAUGAUGAUGAUGAGGAUGAUGAUGAGAAGGAUGACGACCCAAAUGUUGACAUGGAGACCUCAUUCUCUACUCGAGAGCUGUUGUGUAUACGAAAUGAAAUUGAAUCUGUGGUCAAAACUUUGCUCCACCUCCUGAAGAGCGGUUCUCUCCAACACAGGCCCCAAUGUGUUAAUGAGUGUGUGCGGAUUUUGACUGAGCUCACUCACUUUGAGCCAACCAUUGAAGAGAUCUUGUUUUCAAAUUCAGUGACCAUUGACAGAAUGAAGACCCUGCCGGAGCUGGCCUAUCAUGGAUUGUGGAUACUCUGCUCCAGUCGUGGAGCUGGGGACACGUGUCUGAGGUCUGUGUUCCGGCGGCUGCUGUUCGUGAUUCUCAUGAUGAGCAAAGAUGACAUGCAGUCCAAGCCCACCCUGCUGUUGCCAUCGCAUGCCGUUGUUGCCGCGCGGAACCAGGCCAUACGGUUUGUCAGUCACGUUGUUGAUGAGCUGAAGGAUGCUGCCAUGCCUGUGCUCUACAUCUUGGCUCAGCACAUUUGCGACAAGAUGGUGGAGAAAGUGGACUACCGUACCAAAGGGGCCCAGGCUGUGGGGCAGCUGGUGGCUAAGAUGUCCCUGGCAAGGCGGGCAAACUUCAUCCGGUGGCUGUACAGCUACUCUCUGAAACCACAGAUGGCGUAUCGGAUGUUUGCUCUGGACGUUGUCAUGGUGCUGCUGGAGGUGGUGGAGGAGCGGCCUGAGCAUCAGGAGCUGCCUCUGGAGGCGGGGCAGGCAGAGUUACUGACGCGGCGCUUCCUGGUGCAGACGCUGGUGUUCGGCCGCAGCUCUGACGUGUCGCCCACCGUCCGCGCCCAUGCCCUGCACUGCCUCUCCCGCUGUCUGGACCUCCAGUCACAAAACACCACCAGAUAUGUGCAGGAGCUCUUCCAAGCUAGUGCUGUGGAGUCCAGGAACCUCCUGGAGAUGGAAGGCAGUGAAGGUGCUGGGACCACCUACCAUGGCCUCUCUACCUUCAGGACGAUUCAGCACACAAACGCCAACACAUCAGACGAGUCUCAGGACACAAUAGAGCUGUUAAAGCAGCGUGUGUCAGAUGCCAAGAGCAGCGUCAGAAAGGCUGCUUUGGAGGCCAUUACAGGCUUACUGAAGCACAACGUGAUCGUCUGCAGUAAGGGGCACCUGACCCUGCUGUCCGAGCGCUGCAGAGACUCCUCUGUCCAGGUGAAGAAGAAGGCCAUGCAGUGUCUGACCGAUCUGCUCAUUUCGUGUCCAGACCGGAGCCUGGUGCAGGUGGCAUGGCUGCGUGGUGUGGUGGUGUCUGUGAUGGACGCAGAGACGUCUGUGCAGGAGAAAGCUCUGGAGCUGCUGGACCUGCUCAUCCUGCAGCACAUUAAGGACCCACGCCACUACGCCGACACGGCCCAGAGGCUGGCCUGGGACCUGCUGGGGCUCAUGUGCGAUCAGUGUGCGGACCUCGGCUGUUACUUCCGUAAAGCCUUCCGCAUCUGGUCCAGACAGAAGAAGUUUUCCACAGCGUUUGUAAACACGCUUAUCAAGCACACGGAGACGGAGCACGCCCCUGUGGCCUGGAUGCUGCUGUCCCAAGUGACCAGAGCGGCCCCUGGCCUCGACUACGAGACCAUCCUGAACAAAUGGGACAACAUGCUCCAGAUGAAGGAGGUGAGGGUGGACACCACUUGCCACAUCCUGUCUGUGAUUGGUGACAUUGCCGAGCACAUUAAUGACAUCACCAGAGAAACGAUUGUGGAAGAGGUGAUGGGGCUGCUGAGGAGCUGUGCGAUGCCCUCCGACAUCACUCAUGCUGGGGUGGAGGCGCUGUGCAGGCUGGGCCGUGCGGAACACAAAGAGGUGCCUGAGUUCCAGGACUUCAUGAAUAAGCAUUGUGGUGAGCUAGUGACCAUCUGUCAAAACUAUUUAUCCAACGCCGUCAAAGCAGCAGAGGACAUUGAUACGCAGAUGGUGGUGAGGCACUUGUACAUGCUGGGUAAAGCAUCACUGCACUGCCCUGAGAAAGUGGGGGAGCGGGUCUUCGCUCUUGUGCUCUCCUUCCUCACCACGGCUGUGGAGAUACAGCCAGAAGGCUUUACAGAGCUGCCCGGCAGUCAGCCCCUGUCUCAGUUCAAGCUUACCCACAUGCCAUCUGUGGUGCAAGCUCAUGCAGUUGUCACCUUAGGCCAGCUGUGUCUGCAGCAUGAGCAGCUGGCCCAUCGCUGCCUGCCAGCCUUUGCUCGUGUGCUGGAGGAGGGCCAGCACAUGACCGUCCGCAGCAACGUGGUCGUGGUGCUGUGUGACCUGUGCGUGCGCUACACCAACAUGGCAACGCUCUACGUCCCCAACAUCUCCGCCUGCCUUGCCGACCCCGUGCCCGACGUGCGGGAAAAGACCCUCAUCAUGCUCACCAAUCUGUUGCAGGAGGAGUUUCUUAAGUGGAAGGACUCUCUCUUCUUCCGGUAUGCAGUGGUUUUGGCUGAUCCUGUCCGUGAGAUUGCGAGGCUUUGUGAGUACUGUUUGGUGGAUCGGCUCCUGAAGAAGAACCCACAGAUGUUCUAUCAGCACUUCGUUGAGUGCAUCGUCCACUUUAACUCCUAUGACAAGCACAGCAAGUACAACCAAUUCCCCCAGACUGAAAGUGAGCGGUCCCGGUUCUCUCUCCGGGGUCAGUUGAACCAAGGCAAGCGAUUCAAGAUCUACAAGUUCCUGCUGAAGAACUUCACUGAUGAGCAGCGCUUCAACACCACCAACAGAAUCAGCAAGGAGAUCCUGGCUGGUUUCGUGGACCAGACGUUGCCCUUGGACGAGGACGGCGCUGCGUUGCUGUCGGAUACAUUUGACGUUUUGAGUUUGAAGGAGCUGAAGCUGUCUGCCGCCAGCGCAGCAGAAGGUGCAGACGAGCCUCAGGACGAGCAGGCCAUUCUAGUCAAGACCAUGCAGAAGAAGCUCAUCUCACAUGCCCAGAAGAAGAACUUAAUGGAGAACGUCAUCCCCAUCGUCCUGGGGCUUAAGAACAUGCUGGAAGAGAAGCGUUCACCUGUGCUGGGCAACCUCAUGAGCUAUCUACAGCUGAUCACAGAGGACUACCGGGCUGAGCUGAAGGAGGUGUUUGCGGCUGACAUGCAGCUGGCUGAGGAGCUGGAGUUUGGCCUGAAGCAGUACCAGAAACAGCAGGGGGGGGACGCCCUGGAGCACCAGCUGCAGCGCCUCACCUUCACCAAGACCACCCCUCAUCCUGCCACUCGUAAAAGUCGCCGUGGCCCACGUGCCUCUGCACCAUCUGAUCAAGGCUUCACUCCUGGCCGCGCUGUUCCAUCCAGCUCAAACCCCACUGGGCUGCCAAGGCACUCUGAAGGGAGAGAGACCAGUGAUGCACAGCUGUCAGUAGACACAUCUGUUUCAGCAGUAGAGCUGAACAGGAAUAUUGGAAGAGCCAUCAGCACUCCACAAGUGGGCAUGCACGACUUGACGUUUGGUGGAGCGUUCAGUGCCAUCAGAUAUCACAAGAGCAAAGAGACACCGCAAGAGGAGGAGAAAGAUGUCUUUCAUGUGACUCUGGGGGAAGAGACCCCAAGGCAGUGGAAUAUCCAGUCCCCUCUGCGCAAGAACCCACUUCGCAAAAUUAAAUGAACAGUGUUGCUCUGUACUGCUUUCUAUUCUGGCUUUCUGAUAUAAAUGUCUUGUUUUGUCCACCUUACCUUUUCUUUUCUAUAUACUUUCAUCUGAAUAAACUAUUUACACUCUUUAAAACACUUUAAAA
Clupea harengus (Atlantic herring) is the source of this 4378-nucleotide messenger RNA. RefSeq names its product non-SMC condensin II complex, subunit D3 (gene ncapd3). Gene Ontology annotation, cellular component: condensin complex; condensed chromosome, centromeric region. Lineage: Eukaryota; Metazoa; Chordata; Actinopteri; Clupeiformes; Clupeidae. Gene Ontology annotation, molecular function: histone binding. Gene Ontology annotation, biological process: mitotic chromosome condensation; meiotic chromosome condensation. The record is from RefSeq and is a predicted model, not a curated record.